GGUUGCCCCAGUGAUUACAAAUGCUUUCCAACUGUAACAUAUGUCACGUGGGUGAAAAGUUAUAGCGAUUUGAAAUACUUAUUGAAGGACUGGUUUUCUUGAGAGGCAUAGGCGAUGAAAACGAUGCGUGUACUUCUUUCCAUGUUUUUGUAUUUGCUAUUCCAAUGCAGUAGGCAGCUGAUAUAGACUUGUUACAAAUUGGACGGAUUAUAGAUUAUCUGCAUUUAUUAUUUGUCAUUAAGAUAUGUGCAAGAAGUGAUCACUAAAGAAUCGCUUAAAGUUAAGGACAAACUGCACUAAACAUGACUCAGAGGAUCCUGACUGCUUUUGAUACCCUGGAUUUUUAUUCAAAGAAGAUAUUUGGUAAUCAUAGGAAGAAGCGACAGCUGGGUGACAUACCAUUCAAAAUUUCUUUGUGCACGCCAGUAUCAUCUGAUGGUGAAUCUGAGGUGAGCUUGCCCAGAUGUACCAUACUUCCACCUUCUUUACAUUCUUCAAAGGAGGAUCGCCCCUUCACUCCACGGCUUACAAGGUAUGAAAACCCCGAAUUUACAGUGGAAAGUGCAGUACCCAGACACAGUUGUAGUAAACAACUCAUAAGGCCAUUUUCAGCUUUUGAAAAGUCAUCAGGUCUUAAAGAGAAUGUUUGGGCUGCAGCAGAUGCCAAACUUUCAGCUGCACAGAAGUCUAAAAAAUUACUCGCCUCCCCAAGAUGUAGAAGUGCCAGUUCCAGAAGAACCAAAUGGAUCACAGAGGUUGAAAAAGUGAGUCACUUCAUUCCAUCAUGGGAAGAGAAUAGCCGUGCUCACAUUGGUGCUGCCCUUGAAUAUUCUGACUCCUCACACUGGUGCACUUUCACAGAUGCUAGCAUAAGAAGAAAUGCCUUUGCAGAUGGAAAGGAAGAUGAAUGCAUCACUGAUAAAGUAGUAGAGAAGGAGGAGGUUCAACAUUUGCAAAGUGGAAAAAAAAUCCAUGUUGGCAGAAAUGAUCAACAACAGAAGACGCCAAACUCAAAAAAUGGAAAGAAAGAAUCUACUUUAUCUGGAGAAACUGCAGCUAGAUCUGAAGAAGUACAAGAUCUAAAAGAGGAUUAUUCUAUCAGUACUCUUAAAUCAAAAGACAACCCGAAGCUUGUGCCACUAAGCAUAGAAGAACAACUGGAAAGACCUGACAUCAAAAUACUUAUUCCAAAAACACAAAAGACCGAAUAUUCUAGUCUGGCUUUAAGCGAAACAUAUCCUGUUACCUUUUAUGAUGACAACAGUAAGCAUAAGCUUCUCCUAAAACCAUGGACUGAAUCCUAUCAGCACUUAAAGCAGUCAAGUAACUGCUUAGAAAGAACAAUAAGACAAGAAACUGAGAGAUAUGCAACCAGAAGUGUACUAGAAGAUGAUACCUCUAGUAAUACUAAAUAUGUGGUUGAAAAUACACAUAAAGAGUAUGUAAGAGAAUUCAACAAAAAUAAAACUCAAAAAAGAAAAUCUCCUGGAAAACAGAAAAUGAGCAUUCACGUUUUGUUUGCUGAUGGGUCAAGACAGCCAUUGCAACUUGAAGAGUUUAGAAACAAAUCAGUAAAUAAAUCAGCUGAUAGCACAUUUGAAAAUGCAAUACCUGUAAACAAAAUCUUUUUGAGGGCCCUGUCUUCUUAUAGAAUAAAAAGUACAGGGUUUCCUGAUAAUCGGCCUGCUACCACUGGAAUUAACCUGAGUGUAGGUGCAGACUAUGACACAUUCUCUAAUGGCAUGAGAUCAAAACGUGCUAUGUCCAAAGCACGUCAUCAUACUGGCUGCCAUAUUACCUUGCCGUCUUCUUCAACACAUCAAGUUCAGAAAAACAUUUCAGAACAAGACUCACAAAGAAAUUAUAUACCUAUAGCAAAGCCCAUUAAGCUCCAAGAAAGUGAAAAAAGCCUGUACUCAAACAAAAAUUAUACUACACUAUGUAAUACAACAGAAAAUCAAGUUUUAGUAUGUCAGAAACAGGAUGAUUCUGUUAUUCUUAAUCCAGAAAAUAUUUCACUGUUAGAAGUUCAAGAAAGAAGGACACCAGAUACCUCUGCACACUUAAGUGAUAAGUCACCCUCUAAUACUAAUAUACAUACCCAUCUCUCAGAGUCUGAUGAAGUAGCAGAUAAAUACAGUUUACACCUUACUUCACUUUCAGUGAAAGAUGGGCCAAGUUCAUCAUUUGCAGAAACAAGCAGCCAGCCUAGUUCUCCACUCAGUGAACUGCAAAGCAAAGUACUGGAGUCAGAAACAUCCUAUAGAAAUGACUGGCCAAAUGAAGUCAGUUGCCUCCAAAAUCCAGCCCCAGCAUUCACACCUUCUCAUGAAAAUGUGCGACCAGUUAUUAACAUACCAACAGCUUCUUUUGAUCCACUUAGCUUUGCAGAUAUAGAAGAGUAGUAUCUCCAGUAUUUUAUGAUGGAGAACAAGAGAGUAUUGUGUUAAAAGGGAAGAGGCAUUUGUUGAUGUCAAGAAAAAUUCAAUAAAUGUGUACAGUUCCACAACUGCAUUAUUAAAGUCCACCAGCAAACUGGAUUGCAUGAAAAUUCUAGCAUUUCUGUUGGUAAAAUUAUCUUAAUUGUGGUUCAUAAAAGCAAAUCAAGCAGAUGUUCUUAUUGUAACCUCUCAGAAAUUGUAAACCCUCAGAAGAUGUUACAGGACUUGUGCAGUUCAGUACUUCCCAUAUUUUGUGCCAUGUAUUACUUGGUCGUAUUUUUACAGAUAUGACUUCAACAUAAUGCCUUAUUUUUAGAAUAUGUUGCCAAGAGAGAUUGACAAGGAAAAUAGUUGAAAGAAGCAGUAUAAUUAGAAAGCCAACAGAAACCAGUUCAGAAAAAAAAGUUGCAAAUGAAUCAUUCUAAGUACAUGUCUAUGACAUAAUUCUGAAUCAAGAUUGUACUUUUCCUAAUUAAGUAAUUGAUCAAUUUUGCAUGGCUAUGAAACAGAAAAAAAUAAAUUACUUUUGCAACUGCAUCAUAAAACAAUUGAACCAUAUUUUCUUAUGUAAAGUGUGGUAAAGAAAAGUGCCACACAUAUAUUUGCUUGACUUGAGCAGCAGAUAUCGCAUUAUAUUGUAAGUGUGAUCUAUAUUAUGUUGUAGCUUUAAAAAUCAGAUACUGACAUUAGAACCUUUUCCAUUUAAGUAAUUAUUUUAUGUUCCAUUUCUGAAUCA
Messenger RNA from Protopterus annectens (West African lungfish), 3177 nucleotides. RefSeq lists its product as uncharacterized. The transcript has 9 exons. The coding region runs from base 303 to 2405 and encodes 700 amino acids. The record is from RefSeq and is a predicted model, not a curated record. NCBI's taxonomy places the organism in Eukaryota, Metazoa, Chordata, Ceratodontiformes, Protopteridae.